AUGGUCCGCAUGGCAGAGCGGUUGGCCGAAAACUUCAUUCCAGAAGCCAGGAAUGAAAGUGAACCGGCCUACAGUAGAUACAAAGGUCUCUGGUGUCUGAUUAUAAUUGCCUUCGUAAUUUUGGUGCUGGUCCAGUGCUAUUCUCAAAUAAAAUUGUAUAUAAGUGAACCAGUUGCAACAAAUAUUGAAGCAGAAUAUCCUAGUAAAAUAUCAUUUCCUACGGUCGCAAUUUGCAAUAAUAAUCAGUUCAGAUUAACAUAUUUGACUGGUGGUCGAAUAAUGAACAGAAGAUCAAAAUCUAUAAGCGGGUCUUUACUAUCAACGGGUCAUGAUAUUGAAUCGGUUUUUGAUACUGUUCUAAGGAAAUCCUGGGACAUGGACGCUGUCAAAUUCUUGCGAAGUGCCGCUCAUUGGAAAUCUAGAAUGAUUCUUGGAUGUACUUGGCCAAAUGGAACAUCGUGCAAGUUGUCAGAUUUCAAAGCAGUUUGGACGACAACUGGUCUCUGUUGGGCUAUCAAUUCCGAUCCACACAAUCCAUAUGAAGUUACCGGUUCUGGAGAAGGUCAUGGAUUACGUCUUCUUCUAAACGUGGAGAGUUAUGAGAGAGUGGAUGCUUGCACAAAACAUUUCCGAACCAAAAGUCUUCCUGGACUCAAGAUUUUGAUCUAUAAUCAAACAGACGUUCCAGAUAGCAGUAUGAAUGGAGUUAAUGUCCCAUCUGGAUACUCCAUGGAUAUCCCAUUCAAAAUGCAACAUAGAUCAAAACUCCCCGGCGUCCACUGUAUUGAAGAAAAUGAUGAGCAAAUUGAAGCAAGUACAGACUUCAAUAAUCCAGAAAACGUUAGAACAUGCACAUUGAGAAGAUACAUGACCGAAGUCGAGAAUUCAUGUCAUUGUACUUUGAGAAGAGCAUAUACCAGCAACUCAACGAACGAUCUGAAAAUGGCUGCAUGUAAUGUGGAUCAGUACUUUGGGUGUGCUCAAGAAGCUAUGAAAAGAGUCAGGGAAGAGGGAACGGCCAGCACUUGUCUUCCACCAUGCAAAUCAAUUGAUUAUACUGCUUGGCAGGACAUGAAUCGUUUGCCACAAAAUUUGAUGCCAGCUCUUAUUGAAGAACAAGAAGAAGACGAUGAAGAUGAUGUUGAACAGGAAGAACUUGAUGAAAAUGUCUCAUUUUCUACAGUAUCCGGAGGAGAGACAUUCUCAUGUGAAGACAAGUCAAGGCCCAUCACCAGUGAGGAGAAGAAAGCAAAUCAAAUGUUUUUCCUUUUGGAUGAAAACGGAUUCAAAAGAAAUGCCACGAAAUAUAUGUCAAUUGGAGAUUUGAAGUCAAGAUACGGUGACAAAAUGGAAAAGCUGUGGCACGUCUUCAUGCCGGAUUCUUAUCUGAAAUCGAUAUCGGGAGACUUUUCCAGAAUGGAUAGGAUUAUUGAAUUGAUGGAUCAGUAUGAGUUGAAUAAGUUGCAAAGAAGAGCAUGGGCUGAGAAAAUGCAAUCGAGACAGAUGAAACAUUUCUUUGAGGAUGACUUUUAUGAAUCCUACUACCAGCCACUGAUCAAAGAUCUUGACACAACUCUCGUCAAACAAAUCGAUGAAGUUGAAUCUGAUUGGCCGAAAGUUGAAUACUACCUACAGCGUGGUAGUGCUGGCAAAACCGGAGCAAUUAUGUUUUUCGGCGACGGAAAGAAGGAAAAUCGACAGAAAUUCGAGAAACUAAUCAUCGAAAUGCAUGAAUGCGCAUCUGGAAAAUUGAGGAAGGAAGCUGGGAAAAUGUUGCAUAGUUUCAAGAAAAGUUACCGAGAACUUCAAGCUGCCUAUGGCAAAUUGUUCAAGGAAGAACUGCCGGAUUAUUUAGAAAACUUCCAGUUCGGAAACAAAUUUGUAGGAGAUAAUUUCGCAAUGGUCAACAUUUUCUUGCACCGAAUGAAUCUCGAAGUGUGGAGUCAAGAUAGAACGUAUGGAUUCUGGAGUCUUGCUUGUGAUAUUGGUGGAGCACUUGGACUAUUUCUGGGAGCAUCUUUACUGACAAUCAUUGAAAUCGUUUAUCUUUGCAUCCAGUAUGGUUUAUGUGGAAAACGAGCGAGAAAUAUGAAAUGUAUUCCAAUGGAUAAGUUGACUAGACAAGUCAAAAAAGUGGCGACGUGCAGUUGUUGUAAGAAAGAAGAGAAGCCAAGAGAACCGAUUUAUAAAAAGAAAAGUCAGAGUUAUCAAAGAAGAUAUACCGCCGAAGACGAAGAGCAAGCUGAGAAGUUCCGUUCACGAACGUCGAGUGAAGAUUCCAAAAUGAGGAAAAACAUUUGGGCACAAAUGAACGACCCAUCCGCGAACUCGACGUUGACGCCUUCUGAAAUCAAGCACUUCCUCGAUCAAGUGCAGAGACAUUCGCAACCACCCAGUUAUCAUGAUGAUCAACAUCCCGAAGACCAAUAUUAUUACAACGAUCCAAACUACUUGGGAAUAUCUCCGGUUCCAAAUAAACCAGAUGAUAACCGGGAGAGCUCAACAUCCGGCUACCACUCAUUUCCCCUUCCUCCACGAGCCACGAAUCCGCGUGAUGAAUCUCCGAUUCCUGAUACCGAACCAAUAUCCGUAUCUGAAUUCUCAGAUGCCCAUGCCGUUUCUCUAUUCCGAACACCUCCACCAACAAAACGACGAACAUCAUCACAAAAGGAUCAGAAAGUGAGCGAUGAUGAUGAUUUUGAUAAACAGUCUUACGUGUAG
Molecule: messenger RNA, 2721 nt
Organism: Caenorhabditis briggsae
Lineage: Eukaryota; Metazoa; Nematoda; Chromadorea; Rhabditida; Rhabditidae
Exons: 15
Coding region: 1-2721 (906 amino acids)
Biological process (GO): sodium ion transmembrane transport
Cellular component (GO): membrane
Molecular function (GO): ligand-gated sodium channel activity
Source: RefSeq, a predicted model, not a curated record